AGGCGGGCCCAGUCGUAGGAGAGGGCCUUCUUCUACUUGUUCCCUUUGCUCCGCUCCGGCAGCUCUCUCCACCACCGCGAUCUGUCGUCCUCCAUUUGCGGCGGCGAUGGCGCUCUCCUCCUCCCGGCCGCUCCACCUCCUGCGCCCGCUCCUCCGCGGCUUCCACGCCUCUGCGCAGGCCCUGUCGCGGGCGGAGCUGCACGAGUUCUCCAAGCCUAGCGGGCAUCUGGGCAGCUGGGAGCCCGCUGGGGAGCCCCGGCAGGCGUGGGCACAGCUGGACCGGCUGCGCAAGGGGUACGCGCGAGACGUGCGGCAGCUGCGGCAGCAGUACGCGUACGAGGUGCAGCUGAUGGAGGCUGAGCGGCAGCGGAAGGCUGAGGCGCGCGCCGAGGCCGCCCGCGUCGCCAACGAGGAGCGCAAGGCAGCCAAGGCCGCCGCCGCGCAGACGCGUGCGGCUGAGCGGCGCGCGUUCGAGGAGGACUUCCGCCAGGCCCUUAUGAAAGAAAGAGCUGAGAAGCUGGAGAGCUGGCGGAAAAAGGAGAAGCUCCAGGAGCAGAAGAAGGCGGAGCAAAAGGAACUCCUGCGCAAGAAGAGCAGUGUGUGGCUUGCUGAAGAUAAACUUGAAGAUCAAAUACUCAAUGCUAUCAAGAAUACCACUCCUCUAUAAGUUUGAUUAUGUGAGGAAGCCAAUAGUAGCAUGCGAAUCAAGAGGAGAGACAUCACACAUCUUUCAUUCUCUCUGAGGACUAGUUUAUAGCCAGCAACCAGACUCCCACCCCCUAAAGUUUAGUCCCGUCACAUCGAAUGUUUAUAUACUUAGGAGUAUUAAACAUAGACUAUUUACAAAACUCAUUGCACAGAUGGAGGCUAAACGGCGAGACGAAUCUAUUAAGCCUAA
Setaria italica (foxtail millet) is the source of this 898-nucleotide messenger RNA. RefSeq names its product caldesmon. Lineage: Eukaryota; Viridiplantae; Streptophyta; Magnoliopsida; Poales; Poaceae. Bases 107 to 667 code for a protein of 186 amino acids. The record is from RefSeq and is a predicted model, not a curated record. The transcript has 3 exons.